AUGUCUCAGCACGCCGACCGCGACGUCGAAGCCGCGAGGGGGAGCUCCCAACAAGGCCCUCCCGAUCGCACUGUGGACGACCCCAAUGAUGUGUCCCAGGAGAACAUAUUCGAGGACAUUGAAGAAAUUGCGGAGAAGGGGAUGAAGUUCGUGCUCAUGCCGGUCUGGGCGCGAAUGAAGCCCGAGGACAUGCCCACAUAUCCCACGUGGGAAGAGAGCCUGCACGACAUGUUCGUGAAGUGUUGGUACAACAUCCCUUUCGUCGUGGUUCCGCUCGCGCUCGCCUGGGCCUCGCAUUUCGACUCGGAGAAAUGGGGCAACAACACUACAUUCGUUCUUUGCUUCAUCGCCAUGAUCCCACUACAGAAGAUCUUCGACUGGGGCGGAGACGAAAUCGGUUUGUUCCUCGGAAACGAGCCACGGGAUCUCUUGGUCAUCACACUGAGCAAUGCUAUUGAGGCGGCAUUAGCUAUUAUCCUGCUCUUCAGGUGCCAGCUAAGGCUACUGCAAUCAACAGUGAUCGGCGUCGUCCUUCUCCAUCUCCUCCUUAUCCCUGGAGUCGCUUUCUUUAUCCAAGGUGCCCAGAUCUAUGAGCAACGGCUCCAUCAAUUCUCAAACCUGAACCACUCUCUGCUCAUGAUCGGAGUCCUUGGAAUUCUGGUGCCAACUGUAUUCUUUGCUGCGUUGGACCGCGGGUCCGUUGCUGCGGGGAGCGGCGACCAGUCUGGGUUGCCAGCGCCCUUCGUACCUUUGGUCAGUGACGCAGUGCGCCGCGACAUUGUCCAAAUGAGUCGCGGAAUCGCCGUCAUGCUCCUUCUUAUUUACAUCACUGGAUGCCUCUACCGUCAUAAUGUCUUGCCUCUCCCUGGUCAUCCUGAACCCGUUCCACCUCCUGCCCGAGCCAACACGCUCAACAAUGCUCUGCAGACUGGCAUCAACGAUGGGCAUCAUCAGAGUAUGCCAAGUACCGGCAUCGUGAACUCGAUUUCGUCGCCACCGCGCACAGUGCGCUCGAUCUCCAGCGGCACUUUGAGUCAUUUGCGCACACCGACAAACUCAUCCUUUCCCCCGGCUCAAUUGAACAACUGUGGGAAGGCGCCUCCCCCGAAAAGCGAGGUGAAUCCGUGGGUGUGCGUCGUGCUCGUCAUCGUCGCGGUAGCGUUCAUGGGUGUUACAGCCGAGUUUCUCGUCUCAAGCAUAGAGACCCUCCUCGAGACGAGUGACAUCCAGACAGAAUGGUUCGGGCUCGUCCUCCUCCCUAUCGUCUCUUUCUCUGCAGACGGCGCGGUUGUUGUCUGGAACUUCUCCAUUGCGCUCUGUCGAUACGCCGUCCGCCGCAUACGAUCGCGCAGGGCGAGGAAGGCCUCGUCCGCUGAGACUAGCACGGAUACACAAGCGCCAAGGGAACAGAAGACCGUACCCACGCAACGUGUCUUGCAGGACGCUCCACACAUUGACUACGUCGAUGAGCCCGCAGAGAUCGAGUCCCAUCAUGAGCCACCAACCUACGGCCCGCGUCCUUCCCAGUCCACUUCGACUCUUCGCACAGCAAAGAGCCGGGAGGUGGCUUCCUCUGACCCGAACCCGAACCCGAGCGCAGCCAAGGCCAACCCUAGGGUCCGCCGCCGCCCCACAACCGGAUCUAACAGGCAAGCUGGCUGGAACGCAGGGAAUGAGCCAAAGGAGCAGGUAGAGCAAGACAGCUCAGAAGACGUACUCGAGCUCCCCUGGGUCUCCGAGUUCGCGCACGGGCGGCCGAUCGACCUCAGCAUCCAGUUCACGCUCUGGUGGACACCUUUCCUCGUCCUCCUCGGAUGGUGGACCGGGCGCCCGAUGCAUCUCCUCUUUGACUACUUUGAGGUGGGCAUGCUGCUGGGGGCAUGCUUCCUCGUCAACUACGUGACGGUGGACGAGAAGACGAACAUGUCCGAGGGACUGACGAUGAUAUCCUUCUAUGCCAUGAUCGCGACAGCGGCGUGGUUUUAUCCAGGCCAACCACAAGUCGCGUUCAUGCUCAACUGCCCGGGAACCGUGGCGGAGGCUGUGGCCCAAGGCGCGGAAGGAACAGGGCAGAAUUUGGUGAAGAUACUGAUAUGA
Dichomitus squalens LYAD-421 SS1 is the source of this 2097-nucleotide messenger RNA. RefSeq lists its product as uncharacterized. Lineage: Eukaryota; Fungi; Basidiomycota; Agaricomycetes; Polyporales; Polyporaceae. Gene Ontology annotation, biological process: calcium ion transmembrane transport; intracellular calcium ion homeostasis. The record is from RefSeq and is a predicted model, not a curated record. Gene Ontology annotation, molecular function: calcium:proton antiporter activity. The transcript has 13 exons. Gene Ontology annotation, cellular component: fungal-type vacuole membrane. The coding region runs from base 1 to 2097 and encodes 698 amino acids.